Boleophthalmus pectinirostris (great blue-spotted mudskipper) is the source of this 1362-nucleotide messenger RNA. It is a transcript of the gene nmi, whose product is annotated as N-myc (and STAT) interactor. The transcript has 9 exons. NCBI's taxonomy places the organism in Eukaryota, Metazoa, Chordata, Actinopteri, Gobiiformes, Gobiidae. The record is from RefSeq and is a predicted model, not a curated record. The coding region runs from base 123 to 1259 and encodes 378 amino acids. Gene Ontology annotation, cellular component: cytoplasm.
GUUCGCGAACGUCACUUCGCUCGUUUGUCUCGGACGAGGAAACGUCCUGCGCACUUUCCGACCAAAACUCCAACUUCGACGCUUUUUUUUUGGACAUUUUUCUCCUUCUGUUUGUUUUGGAAAUGUUCGGAGGAGAAACGGACGCGGCGGGAAACCAGAAGCAGGGGGAGCACACGGACUCAGCUGAGCUCAUCCAGGCCCGACUGGAGCUGCAGGCGUGGAAGUGUAAAGUGGAACAGGCUGACAGGGACAAGUCUCGUCUGAUCAUGAGGAAACUGGAGGAGGAGGAGGAGAAGAACAAGGCCCUGGAGAAAAUGAAAGAACUGCACAAUAAACGACAAGACGAAGAGAAAGAACGAAAACAGAAGAGCCAGACUCUCAAGGUGGAGUUGGCUCGUGCUCUGCAGAGGAAGAAGGAUCUGGUGGAUCGACUGAAGAGAAGCAAAGAUCAACUGGAACAAAAGAGAAACGAGGCCCAGAGGCUCCAGCACCGCUUCAAGAUUCGCGCCGACCUCCCGGACAAACCGGUCGAGUUUGUUAAACCGAAGUCGAGCGGCGAAGGCGACGCCUCCUCCUCUGAAGAGCCAAUCAGAGGCCAGUUCCGUGUGAGUCAGCAGGGGGCGCUGCUCCUGAAGCCCGGACAAGCGCUGAUCACCUUCGAGGAGGAGAAAGUUCUGUCUCAGGUUCUGCAGAUGGACAAAUGCAGCGUCUCCUUCGACGAUCAGACUCUGGACGUGAAGCCGAAGAGGUUCCGGACCGAGCCGACCGUCCAGUUCGAGGUCCACCUGUCGGUCUCGCGCUCGCACCUGGACGUGGCGGAGGUGGCGAGCGCGAUGCCGAGGGAGCGAGUGGAGGAGUGUCUGGCUCUGUCCUUCUCUCGCCCGAGCAGAGGAGGAGCUGAGGUCAAGAACGUCCAGUACAAACCUCAGAAGAACACGGCACGAGUCACGUUCCUCAAGCCAGGAGUGGCAGAGUGGUUAGCCCUCAGAGGAGAAUAUUCGGUGGAUUUGGAGUUUCAGACCAAAGUCAAAGUGUUUCCUGUUUUUGAGUUUGAGCUGCAGAAGUUCCAGACUUCCUGCGGCGUUCCGAAGCGAACUCUGCUCCUGGACGGCAUCAGGGACACGGGCGACGAGGAGGAGGUGCAGGACCAGCUGGAGAUUCACUUCCAGAAGCCGAGUAACGGAGGAGGAGAGAUCGAGAACACCAAGUACUGCGGCCCCGGGAGGAACGUGCUCGCCUUCCUCAGCCCCGACCACUAGAGGGAGCCACAAGACGCCGAAAACAUCAGCAACAUCAUCUUCAUCUUCUUCUUCAAAUCAUCUGCAAACCUCAAAUCUGUCAAUAAAAAGCUGCACUUCCUGA